CCGGCAGUGUUUAUCAUGUCUACAUCUAUUAUUGUCAAACCCUCCGCCACACCUCGAGACACCGCCGCCCAAAGCGGAGAGUACCCCAUGAGGGAGGGGCUUGUGGCUAGAAUGGUCGUGAACAGUUACUUUUCAAGAGGCAAACUUGAUUGCAUCCUAACUUUUUGUCACCGAAUUGGAAAAUGUGGCUGGGAAAGUCUUCAGAUGUACAUUAUGUGGGAGGACGUGGGCGAGGUGGGCGAGCUGGUGAUCUACCCUCUCAGGGGAGGCCGCGGGGUCAAGGUCACUGAGGCAGAGGCGACCCGAUAUGGCCUGGCUGUUGAAGAAAUGGAAGACAGGUCAUUCAUAGCGACGUCCCACUAUCCUAGCAUGGUAAGGCCGAAGUUUGACCUUGGGGACUUUGACGUGUCCUUGACCCUUGAUGGCAGUAUGGUCACGCUGAGAUGCAGAUGGGAGGGAGAAGAGGAGGAGGUUGAGUUUGACUUGCAAGAUGUGAUCAAGAGAGGAAAAGUUGUUGAGUUCUCAGAAAUCUUCACGGACGACACUCUGAAGGGAUACGACUGUGGUGACGAGGCGGCGGCGUUACUCACCAAAGUCACGCGAGACAAACGAAAGAGGGAAAGUGUCAGGCUGGUGUACAGUGGUGACUUGGUGAGAAACAGGGAGCCAAGGAAAGUAUUGAAGCUGAGUGCCACAGAUAUUUACACCUACCGCCUCUUCAAACCUUCUGAUAGGGUGGUGUACGGGGAAGACGCUGCCUACAUGCUGGCCUCGGAGACUUCCCUGGCUGACCUCAACGAGCGACAGGUGAAGAAGAAGGUGACUCUGGAUUGGUUUAGGCCUAACGUGGUGGUGCGUGGCGUGCGGCAAGCUUACGAUGAGGACGACUGGGCAUAUGUCAGGAUCGGGGAGGUGGUGCUGCGCCGUGUGAAGCCAUGCAUCCAAUAUAAGUUCUGGUACUUGGAUCCAGAAACAGGCAAGAAUAUCACGAAUGAAGAGGAAAACGUGAUUUUAAAGACGCUUCUCAGAACCCGCAAGAUGGAGGGACCCAAGGAACUGCAGGACUACUGGGAGAGAAAUCCGGUGUUUGGAGUGCACCUGGGCAUUGAUAGCUGUGGGAAGGUGCGUGUGGGCGACAAGGUGCAGGUGGCGCGGGCGUCAUCCAACCCUCGCUGGCAGUUAUGAGAGAGAGAGAGAGAGAGAGAGAGAGAGAGAGAGAGAGAGAGAGAGUUAACCCCUUCAGUACUGGGACUUGUUUUUCCUUUUUUUUUUUAAGGUAUGAUUGGACAACUUUAUUUACAUUAGUGAGGGAUUAUCGAGGUCUGAAGCUGUAUAAAAUGAUCAGAUAGCAAGCAGAAUGAAUGUGAAAACGUGUCCUGGUAGUGAAGGAGUUAAUAGGUGAAAGUUUUACAAUAAAUGAUAUAUGUACUUACGUAUUCAUUUCAGAUUUACCCUACCUAUCUGUUAUUAUUUAGUUUGUUUAUAUUUUUUUUUGUUUGUUGGUUGGUUGUUGUUACAGUAUAUUAAAAGUAUUGCAAUUGUA
Messenger RNA from Portunus trituberculatus (swimming crab), 1543 nucleotides. RefSeq names its product mitochondrial amidoxime-reducing component 1-like. Gene Ontology annotation, molecular function: pyridoxal phosphate binding; catalytic activity; molybdenum ion binding. Lineage: Eukaryota; Metazoa; Arthropoda; Malacostraca; Decapoda; Portunidae. The transcript has 7 exons. The record is from RefSeq and is a predicted model, not a curated record. Bases 16 to 1185 code for a protein of 389 amino acids.